AUGAAGUCCCUCUUGGAGGUCCUGUUCUCCUUUUUUGGCUUCAACCUGCACACACGGACGUCGUCUUCACUGUCGGUGGAUUGGAUCACGCUGCGCUGCGCCGGUGGCCACGACGAUUCGACCGGAGCCGAUAACGUAUUCAACAGGCAAAUACUGAAUGCCGCGUACCGAGGCACACGUGAGGCGGAGGCUGUGCGUGGCGGCUUGGCUGGUGAGCCGCUCGAAUUGGCUAUCCGCGCGGGUCUACAAGAACUAGCGACCAUGAAGAUCAAUGUUAGGGCCCAAAACAGGAUGGUGGUGGCAGCCACAGAUGCGGUUUUCGAAUCGUUGAGCAACCAAUUCGAGAAUCACGAGGCCAACCCCGCUGCUCAACAGCAACUCCAACGCAAGUUGAAAGCGCUGAACGCCGAGUUGAGUGUGAUGAUGAAGUGUGACAACUGGCUGCGCCAGCAGGGCCAGGUCGAGCGCGCUGUCGUUGCUGUUGCGGCCGAGGUGCCACCCGGUCGUGUUCUCGUAAGGAAUAUUCCCAUCAACCAAGGCAACGCCCGUAUUUCUAGCGCCCACGCAAUGCCCAAGCUCCAGCCGGCGGGGCUCGCGGACAAGCCGUCGUUGGCGCAAACCUGGACCCGGGAGCUGCUCGUGCUCCGCGUGGUGGUGCGGUUGCCCAGCGACGUGUUCCUGUUCGUGGAGCAGGUCGGCCCCGCAUCUACCCGACGGUCGAGGGCCAUUGUGCCGAUUGCCAUCGGCCCGAUCCCGUUCUCAACAAUGCCGUCGGUCCGUUUCUGUGCAAACGCUGUAUCAAAAACUUCCGGUUCGUGCUUCGAAUUCCCUCAUAAGCGGUUUCCCGACCCCGCCAAAGUGCCAUCUUCAGCCGUACCC
Molecule: messenger RNA, 879 nt
Organism: Mesorhabditis spiculigera
Lineage: Eukaryota; Metazoa; Nematoda; Chromadorea; Rhabditida; Rhabditidae
Source: the annotation of a GenBank genome assembly